This is a messenger RNA of Girardinichthys multiradiatus, 3024 nucleotides long. It is a transcript of the gene kbtbd3, whose product is annotated as kelch repeat and BTB (POZ) domain containing 3. The record is from RefSeq and is a predicted model, not a curated record. The coding region runs from base 151 to 2031 and encodes 626 amino acids. NCBI's taxonomy places the organism in Eukaryota, Metazoa, Chordata, Actinopteri, Cyprinodontiformes, Goodeidae. The transcript is spliced from 10 exons. Gene Ontology annotation, molecular function: protein binding.
AAAACAAGUCCCGUUCGAAUCAUCGCGUGAUUUAGAGUUUCCGGAAGUUAGAGCAUGAGACGAGAACUGUCCGAGGUGCUGACACUGUACGAGAUGCUUUUCCUGCUUUAGAAUACUGAGUCUGCGGUAUUUUUCACAGAUUUUUACAAUAUGGAUGAACAUCGAGGGGUGUGUACAAGUUUGACGUUCUCCCGUAACACCAGCACCCCUGUAGGUAGUGAACCUGGGAAUACCCCACAAUGCAACGGAGCCCCAGAGCGGUGGACGCAUCUACGAGUGGCUGAGUCCCAGGGACUGCAGCUCCUUGGUGUGUUCAGAUCGUUCAGGGAGCAAGGUCUGCUGUUUGAUUUCAUCAUCAUAGUCCAGGAGCACGAAUUCCCCUGUCACAGAUGCGUUCUUACAGCAUGUAGUGAUUUCUUCAGAGCCAUGUUUGAGGUCGACAUGCGAGAGCGUGGAGAUGGCUCAGUAACCCUUGCUAAUCAGUGCCCCAAGGCUGUGGGUUCUUUCCUGGAUUUUGCCUACUCUGGAGAGGUUCUCAUCACUGAUGGCAACGUUGACAUACUGUUCCAGCUUGCUUCUUUUCUGCAGGUCCCUGUCCUGUCCAGAGCAUGCAGUGACUUCCUGAUAGCAACAAUGGAUCUUUGUAACUGUCUUCCCUUCUUGUCCCUGGCAGAGGCAUAUGGUUCAGCCUCUCUCCUUCACAGUGCCAGCGAGUUUGUGGUUAGGAACUUUUUUGACCUGUCCAAAACACAGGAGUUCUUGGAGAUGCAGGAAAAUGUCUUAAAGGCCUGCCUAAGGUCAGAUGCUCUAAACGUUCCCAGCGAGGAGACAGUUGUGAUGUCUCUUCUUAAAUGGAUACAUCAUGAUUUGCCAGGGAGACAGAAGCUGCUCUCAGAACUGAUGUCUCUGAGCCGACUUCACCACCUGCCUGCAGCUUCCCUGAAGACUUUGUGUGAUUCACACCCACUCAUCUGCAGUGAUGACUCCUGUCUUACACUCCUAUCAGAGGCCCAGGGCAAACAGAUUCAGUACAAUGGCCUGCUCACCGAUGCCAGACCCGCGACCAUGAAGAGCUACAUCUACAUUCACAAGACAGAGGAAAACGGGGAGAACCGCCACACCUUCUGCUACUGCUUGGAAACAGACCAGUGGAAAGAACUGCAAACAGACCUAGGGGAGGCUUCCAUGCCAGAUCCACCUGGGUCUUAUCUGAGCAGCUAUGCUGAGAAGAUGUUUAUCACAGGCGGUUGCCGGGGGAACUGCUGCCGGGCAAUUCGCCUCCAUGUGGCAGAACCCUUCCACAGUGCCACUGAUGAGGUUUGGUGUUUUUGCCCUGUGACCUUAACCUGCACGCCUGCACCGGCCAUGUUGAAGCCCAGAACCAUGCACACAGCUGUGACCUGCCUUGACCGGGUGUAUGUCAUUGGGGGACGGACCAAGGGAUCCAGAGGGGAGGCCCCGAGUCUGUUGGAGGUGGAGUACUAUAAUCCUCUGAAUCAGGGCUGGUCCUCUGUUAGCCAACUGCCAAAUGCCAUCUUCUUCCCAGAGGCCAGUGCUUGUGGCAGUGUUAUUUAUAUGCUUGGGUCUGAGGUUGAGAUCACAGAUUCAUUUAAUCCCUCACUGGACUGCUUCUUCCGCUAUGAUGCCCAGCAGGAUCAGUGGAGCCGUCUGGUGGCAGAGUUUGGGCAGUUCUUCCACGCCACACUGGUCAAGGCGGUGUCAAUAAACAACACGCUUCACCUCUGCGAUCUGUCUACGUACAAGAUUUACAGUUUCUGCCCAGAGACCUGUGUGUGGAAGGGUGAGGGCUCGUUUGAAUGUGCAGGAUUCAACGCAGGAGCUGUAGGGAUGAGGGACAGAAUCUACAUUCUCGGUGGAGACUAUUCACCGGAUGAGAUCACAGACGAAGUUCAGGUGUACUACAGUGGGAGGAGUCAAUGGGAGGAAGUUACACCCAUGCCCAGAGCGCUCACUGAGUUCCACUGUCAGGUCAUCAGCUUCAACCAAUACAGAGACCCAUGGGCAGAAUGAUACCCAACAGACAAUGCCCCCCCUCAACACACACACACACACACACACCUGGAGCCAAAUGAUACUGGAUGUGCAUGUCUGCAUUGACCUUUCAUGGCUUUUAAACGUGCACAUUGUGAAUGGCUAACAUCUUAAAAGAAGAUGACAGUCAGGGUCAAAUGAUUAUUUUGGUUUAUCUCAUGUAAAUUUGAUCAUAAGAGUUGUAUGUCAAACCACCUAAUGUUUAAGCAUCCUCCUGUGGAGGAACCCUAAUUUUAAAGGUUUAUUUUAGUAACAGAUUAUUUUUCAUGAUCAAGAGAACAGGUAGAGAGCCCAAUUAUAGAAAUAGCAUUGUACUACCAUCUCUUCUACAGAAGAAGACUUUAUUUUGUCUAUUAACAGAUGCUUUUUUGCUGCUUUAAUUUGCCCUUUUUUUCAGCAUUAAAAAAGUCAUAUUCUAGCAGCAGAUCAGAAUCUGUGCCACAGAAGACCUAAACACAAAAUAAAUGCAAAUUAAGAAUUUCAUAACUGCUUAAACAGUCUUUGCUAUAACUGAAAAUACAUAUUUAUGUGUUUUAUCCCUUCUUAGUAAAAUUUUCUCCGUUUAAUCUUUACUGUAAAACAUUUUCUUGUCGGUUGGAGAGCUGAAAUUAAAUAAUUUAUUUAAACUCACGAAGGUAAAAAAUGUCAUGUCAACACUCAUGUAAACAACAUGCUUUUAUUUUACUGCUACUCUGCCAUGUGAUUAUGCAUGUCCUGGUUUGUGUGCUUUUGGUAAAUAAAAAUGAGUAGUAUUUCUGUACCUGUUAAACAAAACCACACAAUUUUUUACGAUAAUGUCCAGUUUAAAAAAGCACAAGCAGAAAAAAACAUCUUUAGUGAAUGCAUAGCUAGGUAGUGUAAUGCCACAAAAACCCACAAAUUGAAGGGUUUAAGGACAAGACGUGAGCAUACAUAAAGUCAGUAGAACAAAAGAGCCAACAACAAUAAAAUGAUAUGACCGACUGUAUAACA